This is a messenger RNA of Suillus paluster, 779 nucleotides long. RefSeq names its product 6-O-methylguanine DNA methyltransferase. The transcript has 4 exons. Gene Ontology annotation, molecular function: methylated-DNA-[protein]-cysteine S-methyltransferase activity. Gene Ontology annotation, biological process: DNA repair. Bases 124 to 660 code for a protein of 178 amino acids. NCBI's taxonomy places the organism in Eukaryota, Fungi, Basidiomycota, Agaricomycetes, Boletales, Suillaceae. The record is from RefSeq and is a predicted model, not a curated record.
CCUCGUCGCGUUGCGUCACAUUUGUCACACGUAUUUGACACGCUCUGUCACGCGACGUGGUGUCGCUGCUCCGAGUCGUCUUGCCAUCCCAAUAAGUAGUAGUGACUAUUUCUCUGUCGAAGAAUGCCUGCUAUUAGGACACAAAUGCACUCUAUGAAGGUUGCCAUCAAUGAAUGUAAGAUAAUAACCUCAACGGCAACUGCCAUAGUCGAGGAGGAAAUGCAGGACCUUGCAGACUGCAAGAUGUAUUAUCCCUUAAGCGAGAACGAACGCAAUGCCUUCAAGACGUGCGACGGCAAGCGCGUUACUCCGCACCGAUGGGCGGUAUACGAUUUCACUAGAACAAUUCCUUGUGGUCGUGUCACGACGUACAAGGAUAUUUGCGUCGCUCUCGGGCGAGGCUCACCGCGAUCAGUUGGCUCUGCGCUUCGAAAUAACCCCUUUGCCCCGUUCGUGCCUUGCCACCGCAUCAUCGCAUCAAAUCUGUACAUUGGUGGUUUCUUCGGUGAGUGGGGCACGGGCGCAAACGCAAGAGGAGGACAGAAGAACACUGGUUUGCAGUGCAACAGAAAGAUGGAUAUGCUCGCAAAGGAGGGCGUUGAGUUUUCUGCAGACGGGUAUCUUGCGGACGAAGCUCUACUCUGGGCCGGGAGAUGCUAAUGUCCUUUCCUGUUAUUCUGUAUGGUCACACCACAGUUCGCUGCUGGGUAUCCCCACUACGUCGUUGCCAUUGACCGUUCGAAGUUUGAACAAUACAUCAGUAAAAUACCACGGUUCUU